Messenger RNA from Drosophila miranda, 697 nucleotides. Its product is annotated as origin recognition complex subunit 1-like. The record is from RefSeq and is a predicted model, not a curated record. NCBI's taxonomy places the organism in Eukaryota, Metazoa, Arthropoda, Insecta, Diptera, Drosophilidae. Gene Ontology annotation, molecular function: DNA replication origin binding. The transcript has 2 exons. Gene Ontology annotation, cellular component: nuclear origin of replication recognition complex. The coding region runs from base 81 to 680 and encodes 199 amino acids. Gene Ontology annotation, biological process: DNA replication initiation; mitotic DNA replication checkpoint signaling.
UACACUAGACUAGGAUAGAAAUACUAUCCUAAUAACAAUUAUUAUUAUCCAAUGGCGCUACAGUCACAAUAGCCAACACAAUGGAUCUCCCUGAACGUCUGCUAAUGGGCAAAGUAACAUCCCGUCUGGGCCUCACUCUCCUCACGUUCCAGCCAUAUACUCACAAGCAGCUGCAGGAAAUCGUCACCGCCCGCCUGGGCGGGUCGGAGGCGUUCAAGGGGGAGGCUGUCCAACUGGUGGCGCGCAAGGUGGCCGCUGUGUCGGGUGAUGCUCGUCGUGCGCUGGAUAUUUGCCGUCGGGCCACGGAAAUAGCUGACACGGCUCGUGAUAAGUGUGUGACAAUGCUGCACGUGCAGCAGGCGCUUGGCGAGAUGAUAGCGAGCGCAAAGGUACAGGCCAUAAAGAACUGUUCGCGACUGGAACAGAUCUUCUUGCAAGCUGUGGCUGCCGAUGUCACACGCACUGGUGUCGAGGAAUCCACCUUCAUGGGUGUGUACACCCAGGUGGAGACAAUUGCGGCGUUCAUGGGAGUCUCCCUGCCACCGCCAGGACGAGCCUUGCGGCUCUGCGCCAAGCUGGGGGCCGAGCGCAACGAUCUCUUUCAGAAAAUUCUGCUGAACGUCAGCGCUGACGAUAUCCACUAUGCCCUCCGUGUGGGAGAGAUUGCGGCUGCCAACUGAUUAUCAUUCAUAUUACU